Messenger RNA from Wallemia ichthyophaga EXF-994, 4653 nucleotides. RefSeq lists its product as uncharacterized. The transcript is spliced from 7 exons. NCBI's taxonomy places the organism in Eukaryota, Fungi, Basidiomycota, Wallemiomycetes, Wallemiales, Wallemiaceae. The record is from RefSeq and is a predicted model, not a curated record. Bases 1 to 4653 code for a protein of 1550 amino acids.
AUGUCAGAUAACCAAGAUCCUGGCGGCGCAGCUGAAGUGGAGUACAACGUUGAGAAGCUCCUCGAGGCUGAGGUCAGUUACGACGCUAUCGACAACAAGAAGACGUACUUUUACUACGUCAAGUGGGAGGACUAUUCUUCUGAUGAGAAUAGCUGGGAACCUGAGUCAUGUAUCAGCACAGACGAGUGUAUCAAAGAUUUCUGGAAUGCUGUUGGGAUCAACAAGCCUCCUCUUAGCAGCUGCGCUCUUAAAACUCACUGGGCCCCCUACAAGAAGCCCGCCAAGAAGGAGAAGCGCUCUUCGAUCACUCAGAAGAACAAAUCCGCGAAGAAGCGCAAGUCUAGUCCCAGUCCUGUGCGUGAAACUCCACCCAGGAAGCGCAAGUCAGCUGAAAAUGCAAAACCUGGCGAAAGCAACAAGCGUAUUAAGAAGGCUGUCCCACAUGUGAGCGAUGGCUCCUCAAUUGAGAGCAACGGCCAUGGAAACGGCAGUGACAGCGACAGCGACACCGACGUUGAAGUCAGCACCGGGAAAUCACCUCCAAAGAAAUCUCCGAUGAUAGCCUCCCCAGUCAAAGCAACCUCCAAUUCAAACAAAGCCAAGAAACCUCAAAAGCGUGUCAGCUUUUCUAAUCAGGAAGCUGAAUUUCUGAAUUCUAUCAACGAUGAUCUCAUUCCUUCUCCACCAGAAUCAAAUGAUGAACAAGUAUCAGAUGAAGAGGAUCUGCAGAAUCGCACUAGACAGGAAGCCCUACGUAUGAUGAGCAAUAAAGCUAAAAACAGACCAUUCAGGCCAAGGAAAAGUGAUACCGUCAAAGAAACUGCUAAAGAGAGGAGGGAGAGGGUUAAGGACGAAGCUGAUCAGCGUCAAGCUGAAGAAGCUAAACGUCGGGAGGACGAAAGAAGGAAACAACUUCUCGAAAGAGAGAAGGAAAAGGACAGGCAAGAGGAGGUGAAGAGGAAAGCUGUAGAGAGCCAGAAAAAGGCAGACGAAGCAAUUCGUAAAGCUGAACAAGAAGAGAAGAGAAGGGAGAACGAAUUAGCAAUCAAGAAUGGCUCUAAAGUGCCCACUAUUCGCAAGAGAGAUCCUCCCAAGGUGCAGUCCGUCGAAGCCCUUUGGAAUACAAUUGAUGGUCAUCAAAACGCUGCUAGAUUGAGUGUGUAUGAAAAGACGACUGGCAAUAAACUCCCAAAGGUUGGUGGGCAUAAGGAUUCUUGUGUAGGAAAUGGGGCGGGUUCAGCAGAAACCACUGCACACACUCCAGCUCCCAGCUCUUCAUUUAAUGGAAUCAGACCCCGCUCAAGCUAUUCUGGUAAGGCUGAUAACGCUGAUAACCCAAGAAUCGAUCAACCACAAAUGUCUCCACCUCUUCAACAGCAGAAUCUUCAAAACUUACCUCUGCAGCUGCCACCACCACCACAACCAGCUCAGCAGCAACAGCCUCAGCAACAAUCUAGAGUUCAGGCGAACAGAAAAGGUCAACAACCAAGCAGCCAAUUCAAGCCUCCAGCAAGACAGGCACAACAACCAAUGGACAACAUCUACCCAGCAAGGCAGACACAAGAACCUCAGGAAAUAAUCCACCCAGCAAGACAACAGAACAACUUCGACUCACCUUCGAAUGGUGUUUUUACAAGAGAGAAAAACAUGCUUGAAGACAAUGAGGAGGAUUUUGAAAAAUACGAUACUUCAAAAUCAGCUAAGAAGCUUCAGAAACAGUCGGAACGUACUGCUAGCAAUACACUCCCACUAGGCAGCAAGAGGAGUUGGGGAGGUGGACAGCAAAGUGGAGCACCAGUAUCAACAUCAACAUCAACAUCAACAUCAGCAUCAGCACCAGCACAAGCACUAGCACCUCGGCGUUCAACUGAAGAACCUCUUCAAGCUCGGAACCAGCCUAAUAAGGAUCCUCGCAAGCUGCGUCAACAGCAGCAACAAGCUGCAAAGGCCGAGAAAGAAGCACAGGCAGCACAUACGACUAAGACAAAACAUGAAGCACAGGCAGCACAGACAGCACAGACAGCACAGACAGAAGAAGCGGUAAAAGCACAGGGAGAACAGGAAUUAAAAGCACCACAUGCACAGGCACAGGCACAGCUGCAGCUGCAACAACAACCACGACAACCACCGCAACCACCAUCACUAGCUGAGUCAGUACCCGAAGCACUCUUCAGGGAUGAUGACAAAGAAAAAGCAAAUACCCGGAAAGAUAGCAAGGAGGGUGUUGUUCUUCCAAACAACUUGCGCAGAGAAUCAACAACACCGCAGCCAUCGCAUGACCUGCCAGUAAUGUAUAGCAAGAAUUUACCAACCGAUGCGCUCUGGAAGGGUGUGAUGUUCGCUCAUCAGAAGAGACUCGGCAAUGUUGGUUUUGUCGAUGUGACAAUAGCAAGUGAAGAGGAAAAUGUUGCUCCCCCUAUGAGUAUGAAAGACUCCCUACAAUACCUAAAGGAGUUGAAACUCGUCUGCUUCCUCGAUGCUCAAAGUUUCAAGAAACAUGUCAACCAAGUCAACCAGGUCGUCGAGGUGAUGUCGCCUGAUUUUUCCAUGAGACGUUUCUUAAAAGAACUCGUCGGGUUCGACAAAGUUGGUAUUUUCCAGGUUGACGGAGGUGACAAUAGCGCAGAGUCAGACGAGAUACGCUUUAUUGCGUUCGCUCCUGCGAAGAUACCAGAUUUGAGAGUGUACUUCAAUUUACCAAAGGAGAAUCAGAUCUUUGCACUCCUCGUGACGAUGCCUAGAAAUGUCAAAUUGCAGUUCGAAAAGAUCGACAAGUGGGAUAGAGAAAAUGCGAAUAAUGAGGAUGAGGAUGAGGAUGACAAGAUAAGGGUGCAGCGUGAGAUUGCUGAGACGAAAAGAUGCGAAGAAGCAAAUAGGGAGAGUCUCACAGAGGCUACAGCAACUGACCAAAGAGUGACUGCAAAUGGGCACUCUACGUCAAUGGAUGUAUCUAUAAACGAGGGUAUUGGUGUGACUCAGCCUGCGAUAGUUGUGGAUGGAGAGACUGGCUCGGCUGAAUUGACUGACAACGAUGCUACGAAUGUCAACAAUGCUACCAGUGUAAAUAAUGCUUCCCUUGGCUCCCAAGCUGCACCUCCAACUGCGUCUCAACCGGUUCUUGUUUCUACUCCUGCUCCUGCUCCUCAAAGUGCUCAGCCUACCUCUCAACCUGUCUCUCAAUCAACAAGUGCCUCUGCUGAUCCACGUCUUUCUCGCCACCAAGCUGAUAAUAACAUAGGCAAAACACCUACCCCAGAACCAUCUGGGCUGCCUCAAGAGUUAGUCGAGAAGGAGAAAGCGAAGCGGAAUCUCAUCGAAACGAAUAAACGCGAGCAAGUCGAGAAGAAGCAGCGUGAAGAGACGACUGCAGCGGGAAAAGGAGUAGUAUCAAAUAGACACUCAUUUGCGACUAUGCACACAUCUACAAGUAAAGAAUCACAGCAUAGUAAUGCUACGUCAAGUGAUGACGCUGCCAGCAAUCGCAAUGCAAAUACCAAUGCUGCAGCCACAACAACACCUCAAUCUGCUCUUACAGACCCGCGUGUUUCUCGCCGUCAAACUGAGAAUAAAGGAGCUUCCGCACCUUCAUCAUCGACAUCUGCUGGAACAUCAAGAGAUACUCGCCUGGCGCGCAACCAACAGACAAAGACAGUGAAGGAAGAAAUGAUCAAGAAAGAGGCGGGAGUAGCACCACCACUAUCUAUGUCCAAGACAUUAGAGGAGAUAGCCAAGUACAAAAAGGAAUUAAAUUUCUCAUCUUCGAAAAUGAGAUCCUUGGGUAUAGAUGGAAAGCUGUAUAGAAUAUCAGCUCCACCGUUUGUCAGCGAACAAAGUAACCAAUUGCGCUUAAUUCUUACACAUCACAAAUGUAAAGAAGCUACAGGAAACUUUGAAGAGGCAUCGAGGGCAGCUACGUUACGGUUUAUACAUCUCCAGCAGAUCGACUAUGUCGCGAGUAUGCCUGGUAUCACUGACGCUAGAUGUAACAAGUCUGUUAGGUUUUUCUUGUUCGGUAAGAAUGAAAAAAUUCCCAAAGAGCUGUGGAAAGUGAAUGAGAUAUACAGAUGUGGUGGUUUAAUUACAUUCACCUCGAGAGUCCUAUCUCAGGAGACGGAGAAAGUAAUUGAGCUUCUUGAACUAUUUGCAGCUGUUAGAAAUCAAAAUACGUACUGGCAAGCAUUUGUCCUUGAUGACGUCUACAAGAAGGCCAUUUAUACAUUGAGGGAAGAGAUCGCGGUGAGGUCUGAGAACCAACCGGAGGAAUAUCGACUGGAACUGCUUAGAAGUCUGUUCAAGCCAACAGGGAAGCUCAUGUCAUUUGGUCAGCUACCUGCAAACAAUCCUAAUCCAGUCACACCCACAGAAAAACAGUAUAUGUUAUCGAGAAUAAGUAGGAGAAAGGGACAGUUUAACGGAGAUACUAUAAUGGGUACUGCUAUUUCGCGUCUACCUGAGGGACAGACAGACGCAGAUACAUGGCUUCUUGAAGAGAUGAAACGUAUACAGUACCAUGUUGAUAUUCGCGUCAUUCAUCGUCGAUAUGUUGUAAUUGAUGUUGACGGCGCUGACUUUGGCAGUGAGAAUAACUCUAUUGAGAAGCACAGCUGUGAUAGCUUUAUUGAUGAAAUCAAGGGCGGUACCUUGAUUACGUGA